AUGAACCCCCGUCCUUCCCCUCCGGAGGCCACGUGCAUGGCAUCCCAAGCCCGGGGGAGCGGCGGAAGAUUGAAUGCGCGCUGCGCGCGCAUCCCCCCAAUCUUCCGACUUUUCGGUCGAGCAUCCCCCUUCCGCAUUGACCGGCUUCUUCCAACGCGCACCAUCAAUCGACACCAAACGCAUUUGCCGGUCUCGAUGCUCCUCGGACGCUGCUGUCUGACCCUUGCUCACCGGGCCAUCACGUCAGCCCCCACGACUCGCUACAGCCACUCUCAUCUCACCACCAUCGUCGACGACGCCGCGCUCAUCUUCCACGCCUCGAUGCGCCCCCAACAGGCCUACAACUGGAAGUGGGGGGACGCGGUCGCCCUUUUCCGCAACUCCCGACCUCCCUGA
Schizophyllum commune H4-8 is the source of this 396-nucleotide messenger RNA. RefSeq lists its product as uncharacterized. The record is from RefSeq and is a predicted model, not a curated record. The coding region runs from base 1 to 396 and encodes 131 amino acids. Lineage: Eukaryota; Fungi; Basidiomycota; Agaricomycetes; Agaricales; Schizophyllaceae. The transcript is spliced from 6 exons.